Molecule: messenger RNA, 897 nt
Organism: Penicillium mononematosum
Lineage: Eukaryota; Fungi; Ascomycota; Eurotiomycetes; Eurotiales; Aspergillaceae
Product: DNA-directed RNA polymerase I subunit RPA34
Exons: 3
Coding region: 1-897 (298 amino acids)
Biological process (GO): transcription by RNA polymerase I
Source: RefSeq, a predicted model, not a curated record
AUGGCAUCAUCCGACAGCGACAGCAGUUCGAGCAGAUCGACCUCGCCCGAGCUUGUUACCGAAAAAGAGAAAGAAAUGACGAAACAUACGAAGGCACAGGAGUCAAGCGAAGAUGAUACCUCGGACUCAGGUUCGGACUCAGGUUCGGACUCAGGUAGCGACUCCGACAAUUCCAGCGAAAUGAAGCCAGACUCCAGCUCAGGCAAGAAGGCUGCAAUCUCCGGUCCUCAGCCAUACAAACCACCAGCGGGUUUCAAGUCUGCAAAGAAGCAGGCCCCGCCAUCCUCCAAAGCCUCCUCCCUUCUCUCCAACCUCAACGGCAAACAAGUCCUCCACCUCACAGCACCUGCCUCUCUACCUUUGUCUAAAGUCAAGGAGGUGUGCAUGGCCAAGAUCAUGCAGGGUGAACCGAUCAUCUCUCACGAAGGUGUAAACUACGGUAUCCCAGUCGAGGCUCUUUCCGAGACCGAUCCCGCGACCAAAUCGCUACUUGUUUUUGACGAGAAGACGCAAACAUAUCGGACAGCAGCUCACAGCGUCCCAAGUUACCACGUCCAAGAAAUGAUCGGUCUCCCAAGCACAUCGGAAAACACCGAUGCCGUAGUGGCAGAAUUGCGCAAAUAUGUCAAGCCAGCCCGGCCACAGCCGAAGAACUUGAAGAUGCGCUUCCGACCUGUGGGGACAACCAGUGCGCCCCCAGAGACUCUUGGAUCUAGCUCGGAAUCCGAGGCUGAGGUGCCUUCGUUCAAGCCCCCCCAAGCUGCGGCCAUUCCUCGGAAGAAGUCGAAGAAGCACUCACAAGAGAAGGAGGAGGAUGAUAGUCUAAGCCGGAAGAAGUCUAAGAAGUCCCACAAGGACAAGGAGGAAAAGAAGCGGAAGAAGUCCGAAAAAGCAUGA